GAAUAAUGGUUUAGAGUGUCCGUUGCGAAAUAUUUUGCGACUCCUCUUAUCCAUGGAUAAGAUGUGUCAUAGAAGGUGUGAGUCGAAAACUUCUGUGGCAAAUUGAGUGAAUAUUUUUCACCCAAUUUCCUGCAUUUUAUGGAGUUUUCAGUGCAAGUGGCAAGUGAAAUCACAUCCCAAGUGUCUGGAGAAGAGGGUGCCAGUGCAGAGUGACCGACAAGUUGGCUGUUAAUGCCGAAGGAAGAGUCUCAAGCAAAAACUUCAAAAUGCACCGCAGAAUCUCGAAUAAUUUCACCUACGUGAGCUCGUGCGUGAAGUACAUGAUCUUCCUGCUCAACUUCGUGUUCUGGCUGUUCGGGGGCCUCCUGAUCGGGGUGGGCUUCUACGCCUUCGUGGACAAGUGGCAGGUGACGGGAUGGCUGAAGGUGGACAACUUCUACGACGUCAUCCUCAACAUCUCGCUGGUGAUGAUCAUUGCUGGCGGGGUGGUGUUCGUGGUGAGUUUCGCUGGCUGCCUGGGGGCGCUGCGCGAGAACACCUGCCUCCUCAAGUUCUACUCCAUGUGUCUCCUGAUGUUCUUCCUGCUCGAGAUGGCCGUGGCCAUCGUGGGCUUCGUCUUUCCGCACAACAUGAACUCCUUCCUCGAGGACUCCUUCACCGACAAGAUCAUCACCACGUAUCGCGACGAUCCGGACCUGCAGAACCUCAUCGACUUCGCGCAGCAGGAGUUCAAGUGCUGCGGCCUCAGCAACGCCGGCUACCUGGAUUGGGGUAAGAAUGAGUACUUCAACUGCUCCUCGCCGAGCGUGGAGCGCUGCGGCGUGCCGUACAGCUGCUGCAUCAACGCCACGGACAUCUCCUCUGGCCUCGUGAACAUCAUGUGCGGCUACGGGGCGCAGAACGCCUCCGUGGCGGCGGCCAGCAAGAAGAUCUGGACCAGCGGCUGCAUCGAGAUCGUGCGCGUGUGGGCGGAGAGGAAUCUCUACACGAUCGCCGGCGUGGCGCUUGGCGCGGCGCUCAGUCAGCUCUUCGUCAUCUACCUGGCCAAGACGCUCGAGGGCCAAAUCGACCUGCAGAAGAGCCGCUGGUCGUCGUGAGUGGUUAUCGGGUGGGGUGGUGGACGCCGCGUUUGAAUUACAUUUCCGUCUCGACUUCCUGGACAACAAAAAAAAGGCACCACGCGAAAACAAUAAUUUUAAUCAUAAAUAUUCUAAUGGUAAAUCCUUCCCAGUGAAUCUCUCGCGACAGAGAUUUUCUUGACUGUGUGAAAAAUUGCUCCGAUUUACCCAUGACAGGUGAGAAUUGAGGCAUUUAUGUUUUUGGCCAUAACGAGAAAUGAGGCAUUUUUUUCGAUGAGCACACUCACCUCGAGUGUGAAGUAUUGUUUUGUUGAUCACAGAAGUGUUACGUGAAUAAUUUGCUGCCCAAUUUAAUUGGCGUUCUUCGUUGGAAGCAGAAAAAUAUGCUCUGUGAGGAAAUUGGUAUUUCGUAUUUAGGAGAGAUGUGUAAUAGAGGAGUCCCCAUCCCCCCCGCUAACUGAAUUCAUGGCAUAAGUGUGAAGUUUUAUUAUAAAUUGCG
Molecule: messenger RNA, 1578 nt
Organism: Phlebotomus argentipes
Lineage: Eukaryota; Metazoa; Arthropoda; Insecta; Diptera; Psychodidae
Product: tetraspanin-33-like
Exons: 2
Coding region: 267-1097 (276 amino acids)
Biological process (GO): protein maturation; protein localization to plasma membrane
Cellular component (GO): membrane
Source: RefSeq, a predicted model, not a curated record